This is a messenger RNA of Suricata suricatta (meerkat), 1437 nucleotides long. RefSeq names its product erythroblast membrane associated protein (Scianna blood group) (gene ERMAP). Gene Ontology annotation, molecular function: protein binding. NCBI's taxonomy places the organism in Eukaryota, Metazoa, Chordata, Mammalia, Carnivora, Herpestidae. The transcript is spliced from 10 exons. The coding region runs from base 1 to 1437 and encodes 478 amino acids. The record is from RefSeq and is a predicted model, not a curated record.
AUGGAGAUGGCAAGUUCCCCGGGCGCCUGGCUCGCUGGAUACCUCGUCGCGCUCGUGUCCUUCCGCCUGCCCAUGCGUGUGUCAGGUAGGAGUGGGGACACUGGCAACGUGCACCUGGCCCCGCUAGGGGGCACCGCCGAGCUGCCCUGCCCGCUCGCCCUGUGGCCGGUCACCGUGCCCACCGCGGUGACGUGGCUGCGGUCCCCACCCCCGGACGGCUCCCAGGCUGUGCACGUGUUCCGGGACGGGAGAGACCGGGAGGAAGGCGUGAUGCCGGAGUACAAGGGGCGCACGGCCAUGCGGAGGGACGCCCAAGAGGGAAGCGUCAGCCUGGAGAUCCGUCAGGUCCGGCUGGAGGACCGAGGGCAGUACCGAUGCCAGGUCCAGAUCGGAAACCUGACUCGAGAGGGCACCGUGACCCUGCAGGUGGCAGCUCCGUCUUCAGGGAAGAUCUCCUCCUCAGCGAUGGCUCUCGCUGUGAUCCUGCCUUUCCUGGGGCUCCUCAUCAUGGUGGGCAUUUUCCUCAUUUGGAAGCAAAAAAGAUCAAAAGAGAAGCUUCUCUAUGAACAGGUGGUGGAGGUAGAAAAUCUUCUCUCAGACCACGCAAAAGAAAAAGGAAGGCUCCAUAAAGUGCUCAAGCACCUGCGGAGUGAACUGAAGUUGAAAAGAGCUGCAGCGAACUCAGGCUGGAGGAGGGCCCGGCUGCACUUUGUGGCAGUGACCCUGGACCCGGACACAGCACAUCCCAAACUCAUGCUGUCUGAGGACCGGAGACGUGUGAAACUUGGAGACAGAAGGCAGCCCGUGCCCGAUGGCCCCCAGAGAUUUGACUUUGUCGUCAGCAUCCUGGGCUCCGAGUCCUUCACGGCGGGUUGUCACUACUGGGAGGUGUACGUGGGAGAUAAGACCAAGUGGGCUCUGGGGGUGUGCAGCGAGUCUGUGAGCAGGAAGGGCAAGGUCACCGCCACACCCGCCAAUGGACACUGGCUUGUGAGACAGAGUAGUGAGAAGAAGUAUGAAGCUCUCACGUCCCCGCAGACCAUCCUGCACCUGAAAGAGCCCCCGCAGUGUGUGGGGAUUUUCCUAGACUAUGAAGCCGGAGUCAUUUCCUUCUACAAUGUGACCAGCAGAUCCCACAUCUUUACUUUUACCCACACUUUCUCUGGCCCCCUUCGCCCUUUCUUUGAGCCUUGCCUUCAUGAUGGAGGGAAAAAUACAGCGCCUCUAAUCAUCUGCUCAGAGCUCCAGAAGCCAGAGCCAUCAACAGCCCCCAAGCCAGAAGAAAAAGGCCAUGCUAAUGGAGAUGUGGCCAUGAAGGUGGACACUUCCCUACUCCCCCCACAGGCACCGGAGCUUUUCCCACUCAGGGAUAUGGUCCUGCCCUGGCCCUCUGACAUUAGCCCUGCCCUUCAGGGGCUCAAGGUUCCUUCUUUUUAA